Salvia miltiorrhiza (redroot sage) is the source of this 806-nucleotide messenger RNA. Its product is annotated as protein SOB FIVE-LIKE 5-like. Bases 239 to 685 code for a protein of 148 amino acids. Lineage: Eukaryota; Viridiplantae; Streptophyta; Magnoliopsida; Lamiales; Lamiaceae. Gene Ontology annotation, biological process: cytokinin biosynthetic process. The record is from RefSeq and is a predicted model, not a curated record. The transcript is spliced from 4 exons.
GUAGCCUAGACAACUGGCAAGUUUGAUUCCUACAGAAUUAAGGCAAAGGGAUAGAGCCAAGCGAAAAUAUAGUCAAGGGAUAUGCGAGUUGAGAGUGAUUUAUUUGGUAUCAUAUAAUUCUUCCUCUUCUUUUUUUUUUUUGCUCCCUAUCAUUAUAUAAAGACACAUCACGUACCUAUCUAGCUACCUAUAUCUUUACAAACUCUCACAAACCAAAGAUUAAUCCAUCCAUUGAAGAAUGAACAACACAUCCACCUCUGAGUGCAGCAGUGGCUGCGAAUCCGGGUGGACUACGUACUUGGACCACCUCUCCAACUCCACAUAUCCGUACACACACCAACCCAAAGGAUCAGCCAAUGUGCAUGAUCAUGAUCAUGAUGACGACGAUCUUUCUAUGGUCUCGGAUGCCUCAUCGGGGCCUCCCCAUUUGCACCCCCCUCCGCCUCAACGAAAUCAGAAAACUAAAACAAAAGAGACAAAGUUGAAGUCCAAGAAGAAGCAACAUAGCUUGUGCCUUGAUGACACUGCUAGCUCCCCUUUCUUGCAUUUCUCUCAGGGCAAUGCAGUCCCACCUGAAAAUCAUCACUCAAUUUCUACUGCACAUUUUGAGGAAGAGAGGAUGACAAAAAUGAAAGUGGGAUUCUUCAAAUCAUCAGGCAGUUUGCUGGGAAGAAAAAGGCAGUAACUAAGAAGCCAUAUGUAUUUUUUUUCUUUUUUCUUUUUCUCUGUUUAUUCUGUGCUUCAAUUUCUCAAGAAAUUAAGUGGCAGCUGAAAUUCAAAUCUAAACACCUAUGUUCCAUCUCUCA